UGCAUAAGAAAAAUGCUACUAAGAGCAUCAAAAACAAAAAUAAACAAUUGCAAAGACACCGGCAUUCGAAUGCUUUUUAUCACUGCAACAGCCACAAUUCAGCUCAGUUCCGCUCGAGCGUCAAAAUGGUUCACAAGAUUCGUGCGGUGAUCAUAAUCAUCAAGCUAACCUGUCUGUUGGCCAUCUGGUCCGUUCAUAUAACCAACGGCCAAAAAGUGAGAGCGAGAAAAGCGAAACAUGCCGACCUGGAGACAAACGCCGUUGUUCAAACGGAAAAUGUGCCGUGUACCUGUGCUAUUUUUCUGACCGGUCAAUUCAAUAAGUACAACCGAACGGAACCACCGCGAGGAAACCCUGGAAUACAGCUGGAACUGAUGCAUAACUAUCCAUGCACCAGUGCGGGAAAUAAGCAGUGUUCCAACCGGUGUCUGGAUGCAAUUCUGAAGCAUUUACCCAAUUCACCGGCGCUAAUCUGCGGAACCAUUGAUCGGGAUUGCUUCCGGGAGCGUGCUUACCUGUUCUAUCAGAAUUGCAAUCCUCGGUGGGUUAACAGCAAUCUUUCUGCCGGAAGGGAAUUCUGCUGCCAGAACGAUCGACCAAUGCGCUGCACAAAAAUGGCUGAACUAAUACGAGAAACGUUACUGGCCGGCAAUAGGACUACGACGGACGACGAUGAAUAUCCAGAUGAAUCGAUAUAA
Messenger RNA from Topomyia yanbarensis, 698 nucleotides. It is a transcript of the gene Fcp3C, whose product is annotated as follicle cell protein 3C-1. The record is from RefSeq and is a predicted model, not a curated record. The transcript has a single exon. Lineage: Eukaryota; Metazoa; Arthropoda; Insecta; Diptera; Culicidae. Bases 126 to 698 code for a protein of 190 amino acids.